AUGAGAGAAAAACAAACAAGUGGUAUCACUCAAGAAAUAAUGAACCAUCGAAUGUCCAAAACAAAUCAAGAUAUGGAAAACUUGGAAAGUAAAACAACGUUAAAGGAAGAUAUAUUCGAUAAGAAACCACCAAUUGAUGAACCAAAUUGGAAAAUCGGGGAAGGUAUUCCUAAAAUGACUUUGGAAAAAGAGGAGAGAUUGAACAAUACCAAACUUAUUGAUAAAGAGAAAAGUAAAUCUGGAAAAAUAACGAAACUAACCCACGAAGAACUCAUGAUGGAAUCACCAAAUGGAAUAAGAAAAAGUAUGAUUGAUCAGGACAAGGUGUCAACAAGUGUUCUAUGGAAUCCCGUGACUGUGAAGAACGGAUCAGUGAUCAAGAGUUAUAAUUCUAUCAAGAGAAAUGAUACUUCCUUGAGGGGUAGCCGUGGUGCCCUUAGAGGAACAGCGAGUGGUACAGUGAAUAGUGCAACAAGUGGCACAAGAGGUAAUUCCAUGAGUGGGACAAGGACCAAUUCGAUGAGUGGCACAAGGACCAAUUCGAUGAGUGGCACAAGGACCAAUUCGAUGAGUGGGACAAGGACCAAUUCGAUGAGUGGCACAAGGACCAAUUCGAUGAGUGGCACAAGGACCAAUUCGAUGAGUGGGACAAGGACCAAUUCGAUGAGUGGCACAAGGACCAAUUCGAUGAGUGGCACAAGGACCAAUUCGAUGAGUGGCACAAGAAGUAAUUGGAUGAGUGGCACAAGAAGUAAUUGGAUGAGUGUACCCCGAAAGGGCCACGCAAAUUUACCCACGAGCAACUCCAGUAAGGACCAUCACAAGCAUAACAUAAAAAAUGACAUCACAGGAGAGAAGCGCGUGAAAUAUUCUGGGCAAAAGAAAGGAACUGCAUCUCUUAGAGACAAAAGGAAAGUGAACACACCCUUGGCACUUUCGUGUUCAGAAAAAGAAAGUAAUACGAAUCAAAGGUUUAUUGAAGAAAAAAAAAGGAAAAGGAAUAACCCCUAUGAGACAUCACGGGAAAGAAAAUUGCACAUUUUAGCAAAAAGGGUUAGAUGCUUAACAUCUUUUGAAACUGACAAUGAUAACAACAGUGAACGUAGAGAUGCAAUAAACACAAUUUCUAAUCUCCCUGAGGAGGGAAUUGGUUCUGUCAAUCCAAGUUCUAACAUGUCUGAGGGGGUAAAAGAUGUAGAAAUUUUAAAUCCGAAUCAUCAGCCAAGCGUAGAAAAUGAAGAGUCGAAUAUUCUACUGCUGCUGACGAGAGAUUUUCGUGUAAAUGAUAAUUGGACAUUAAUAUAUGCACACGAAAUGGGGAUGAAAAAAAAAUGUAACCUCAUAGCAUGUACAUAUAUAGAUAGAAAAGAAAAAGUAACAAACAGGUAUAUUAAUACAAAGUUAAAAAUUUUAAAAAAUUUAGAAAAUGGAUUAAAAAAAUUAAACAUUCCAUUUUAUGUAUUGCCAAUAUAUAUGAUAGAUGAAUUUAUAGAAUUUUUAAAAUCCCACAAAAUAAAAAUAAUAAUAUGUGAUUUUCACGUAUUAGAAGAACAAAGAACAUUUAUUAAAUCACUUUCCCAUUUGUGUAAUAAAAAAAAAAUCAAAAUAUUUCAAAUCGAUUCACAUAAUAUUAUUCCUACAUGGAUUACAUCCAAGGUUGAAGAAUGUUCAGCCAGAACCAUAAGACCAAAAAUACAAUCUCUUUUACCAACGUUUUUAAUUGAAUAUAUUAUAUUAGAACCAUAUCAACAAAAUUUUAAAUUUCCAGAACCCUUUGAUAUCAAUGAUAUGAUAAAAAAACUUACUUUUCAGAACACAUGUCCACCUAUAACUAAUUUUGUAUGUACAGAAAAAAAAGCCCACGAAAUUCUCACUGAUUUCUGCAAAAACACUUUGGACAAGUAUAACGUCAAGAGGAGUGAUCCAAACAGUGAUGUAAGCAAUUUGCUUCUUCCCUACGUAAACUUAGGAGUAAUAUCUGCUCAGAGGUGCGUGUUGGAGGUUAACAAACACGCAAACAGUUUCCCCUCGAUAAACACUGUACGAGGAAAAGAAUCAUUCAAUGACGAUUUGAUAAUGAAAAAAGAAUUGGCUGAAAAUUAUUGUUAUUAUAACAAGAAUUAUGAUAAUUUUAAUGGAGGAAAAGAAUGGGCAAAGGAAAGCUUAAAAAAGCAUGAUGCAGACAAGAGAGAACAUUUAUAUGAUUACGAAGAUUUUAAGAAUGCCAAGACCCAUAAUGAUAUAUGGAACUGUUGUCAAUUGCAACUAAUUAAUGAAGGUGUAAUACAUGAAUAUUUAAAAAUAUAUUGGGCGAAAAAAAUUUUAAACUGGUCAGAAAAUUCCAAAACUGCUUUAAAAUAUGCCAUGGAAUUAAAUAAUGAAUUUUCUUUAGAUGGAAAAACAUCUUCUGGAUAUGUCACCAUUAUGUGGUCUAUCAUGGGAGUGCAUGAUCAAAGUUUGAAUGAGAGGAACAUUUUUGGAAAAAUUCGUUAUAUGAAUUACAAUGGAUGUAAAAGAAGCUUCGACAUGAACAUGUACAUAUCCAAAUAUCCAAAGGGUAGGGAAAAUGCCCAAAUUGUGCAGAAAAUACCAACCAUGACAUUUGCAAGUUAUUUAAAGAAACGAAAAAACUGUACCCUCGCACAAAACCCUGAGUUAAAAAAGGAGAAGCGGUAG
This is a messenger RNA of Plasmodium gonderi, 2676 nucleotides long. Its product is annotated as deoxyribodipyrimidine photo-lyase. NCBI's taxonomy places the organism in Eukaryota, Apicomplexa, Aconoidasida, Haemosporida, Plasmodiidae. The record is from RefSeq and is a predicted model, not a curated record. Gene Ontology annotation, biological process: photoreactive repair. Gene Ontology annotation, molecular function: deoxyribodipyrimidine photo-lyase activity. Bases 1 to 2676 code for a protein of 891 amino acids. The transcript is spliced from 2 exons.